This is a messenger RNA of Miscanthus lutarioriparius, 2046 nucleotides long. The record is from the annotation of a GenBank genome assembly. Lineage: Eukaryota; Viridiplantae; Streptophyta; Magnoliopsida; Poales; Poaceae.
AUGGCGCUGAAGGUUGUGUCUCGCAUACGGUUUGCGAGACGGCACCUGUUAUCAGGCAGACUCAUGUACUGUUCGUGCCCAGAUUCGCCCUCCGUGCGCGCUUCUGCCGAUAGGACAAGUUCUUCUGAGUUUGAUUCUGCGAUCCAGUCACUCAAGGACAAUCUCCGGCCAGAGAGUCUAGCCCGGGUUCUCGAUUCCACAUCCGACUCGAGCUUGGCUCUUAGGAUCUUCAGAUGGGUUUCACAUCAGAGAUAUAACAUUCACACAGUUGACACCUACAGCUGUAUAAUCUCCAGGCUUACUGCUGUGGAAAAUCGUGAUGAGAUGGACAGCCUCCUCAGUGAGAUGGUCAGGCUGAAGGUGCCUGCGUUGGAGCAGGCCCUUAAUAAAUUAGUUGAGUGCCUGAGCAGUAAGAACCAAUUUGAUGAAGCUUUGCUGGUAAUCCAGCAUGCUAGCUCUCUGCUUAAGUUGUCAGUCUCAGCUUGCAAUGGAGUGCUGCAUGGUGUGGUCAAGCAAGGAAGGGGAUUGCGGUUGUUCAUGCUUGUGUACACGGAGAUUGUCAAGGCGGGAGUCCUCCCUGAUUUGGAGACACUGAAUUUGCUGAUCGAGGCCUUGUGUGAAUCUGGUCGUUUAGACUUGGCACUGAUUCAGUUUGACAGGAUGAGCAAGAAGAGGUGUACUCCUAAUAGUCAUACGUUUGAGGUACUGAUCACAGCACUUUGUUCCCACAGCAGAGCAGAUGAAGCUGUGAAGCUCUUUGAUAAGAUGCUGCAACUUAGAUGCUCCCCUGAUAGCAGCUUCCAUGCUCAAGUGAUGCCCCUGUUUUGCAGGUUCAGUAAAGUCAAGGAGGCAAUCAUGUUGCAUCGAAUGAUGAAAGAAGAUAACAUUCAGUUGAGUCUGCAGUUGUACAGUGCCUUGGUUAGAUGUUUGUGUGAGAAUCAACUAUUGGAUGACGCUACCAUAGUGCUCAAAGAGAUGAUUACAUCGGGUCAUGCUCCAAUGGCAAAGGAAAAUGAUGUCACUGAAACAGAACCAUAUAAUGUGCUGCUGACAUGGUUGUGUAGAAAUGACAGGCUGCAGGAUUCAGUAAGCUAUCUUGAGAAAUUGCACAGCAGAGGUUUUGUUGAUUGUGAGUCAUGGAACAUUGUUAUAACUCAGUUCUGCAAUGAAGGAAACAUCAGAAGAGCAUCUGAGCUCAUUGGUAGAAUGGUUGUUUCUUCAUUUGCACCAGACGAGACUACCUAUUCUGCUGUUAUAUCUUGUUACUGUCGAUUAGGAUUGUACAUAGAUGCCUUGAGUAUGUUCAGAAGGCUUGUAGAGAUUUUGUGUCACACAAAGAGGAUCCAAGAAGCUAUUGAAGUUUUUAAAUAUCACUAUAAAAGAGGCUUCAGUCUGACAAACAAGUCACUUGAUAUGCUAAUUGAAGGGAGUUGCUUGUCUGGAAAGAUCCGCGAAGCAGUCAAAUUGCGUACGUUGGCUGUUUGCACAGGCACUUCUUGUACAUUCUCCACUUAUGGCAUAAUUAUCCAAGCACUGCUCCAUUUGAAGAAGGGGAAAGAUGUAUUGACUCUCUUUGCACAAAUGCUGAUGGAAGGUUGUCCAUUGGAUGGGUAUGCAUACAAUAUUCUGUUGCGCUCUUUCCUCACCAAGGAGACAAUUAUUGAGGCUGCUAUCUUGUUCAACAGAAUGGUUAAUCAUUCCUUUUUUCCUGACCAAGAGACAUUUGAAUUGUUAGUCAAUGAUAUGGCUUUGUUUUCUUUUCUCAACAUGGUUGCACAAAGUUUACUGAAAGUGAUAGAUACAAGUGGAACAGUGAGCCCCAGAAUAUAUAAUAUUAUUAUUUAUGGACUUAUUAAAGAAGGCUUCAAGAGUGAGGCAUGCAAGUUUCUAGACCAAAUGCUGGAAAAGGGGUGGGUGCCUGAUUCAAGGACUCAUCGUGUCUUGGUCGGCAGCUCUGGUCUGGUGGAGGCUAGAGAGCUUGUUGAAGCCUACCAGACAGUGGAUGGUGACAAUGUGACGAACAUAUUGUUGGAAGGACUAGACUGA